UAAGUAAAAUUCGAGCUGUAAAACGUCUCAGUGUGUGCAGACGAUAAAUGAAACAUGGAGCUGUGAUAGCAGGACGCGGUUAUUAUUUCUGAGAGGAUAUUUGUGAUCGACGUGCGGGGGAUCGAGUGACGGACGAGAAUGAGGACUUAAUCUCCUUAGCGACUCGUCCCCUUUAAAGACAACCAUGGCUGAGCGAAGGUCCUCUGUAGCUGUUCCUCCUCCUGUGGUUGUAGUUGCACCCAGUACGCAGUCAGAAAAGGUCUCCCUCUCCUCCCUAUGACCCGCUUACGACCUGGUCACCAUGAUGGCCUCCAUGGUUGCCAAUGGAAACCGAGAGGAGCAUUCUCUGGUUUUGAAAGAUGUGGAUCCAGAGACGUGCCUGAUUGUGUUCAAGAACCACUGGGCUCAGGUGGUGAAGAUCCUAGAAAAGCAUGAUCCUCUGCGCAGCAGCUCCAAUCUGCCUUCGCUCGGUGUCAACCUCAACCCUGGCUCUUCCGGCGGUCCCCGUUUUGGCCCCGUUCCCGGAGACGAGGCGAACGCAGUGCAGAACUAUGUGGAGCACAUGCUUUUCCUGUUGAUGGAGGAGGACAGUGGUCAGGGUGGCGCCAUGGGCCCCAUCUUGGAGUUUGUGGUGCUGGAGAACGUGAUGGAGCGACUUUUUGUCUGGAGCCUGCGCAGGGAGUUCACAGACGAAAUGAAGCUGGAGCAGCUGAAGAUGUACGAGAUGCUGGUGGGCCAAGCCCAGCAGCCGCUGCUCCACCACAAGCCCGUCCUGCGUCCGCUCAUGAUGCUGCUGUCCUCUUGUUCUGGCACAGCGGCGCCUGCGGUGGAGGCGGAGCUGGUGCUGCUGCUUCACCAGUUGUGCUGCAUCCUGGCAAAGGACCCUUCGGUUCUGGAGCUUUUUUUCCACACCAGCGAGGACCAGGGAGCGACCAACUUCCUCAUUUUCUCCCUGCUCAUCCCUUUCAUCCACAGGGAAGGAGCUGUGGGUCAGCAAGCCAGAGAUGCCUUGUUGCUUAUUAUGUCGUUGUCUGCCGAGAAUGAGCAAGUAGCCAAACACAUCGCAGAGAAUACUUACUUUUGUCCGGUGUUGGCCACAGGGCUGAGCGGCCUGUAUUCAUCCCUGCCCACGAAGCUGGAAGUUCCCAAUGAAGAGUGGCACUGCCUGAACAGGGACGACUGGCUCCGCGUGCCAACCCUCGUACAGUUCCUUAACUCCCUGGAAUUCUGUAAUGCAGUUAUACAGGUGGCUCACCCUAAUAUUCGAGACCAGCUUGUCGGCUACAUCUACAAUGGAUUCCUUGUGCCUGUUCUAGCACCAGCUCUACAUAAGCUGACUGUAGAAGAAGUGAUGACCACCACAGCGUACCUUGACCUAUUCUUGAGGAGCGUCUCUGAGCCGGCGCUGCUGCAGACGUUUCUGUCCUUUAUUCUCCUGCACCGGCAUGAGAGCGUGCACAUCCUGGAUACGCUGGUCAGCCGCAUUAACACCCCCUUUCAGUUGGGCACCGUGUCACUGGCACUCUUCCGCACUCUUAUUGGCUUAUACUGUGAAGACGUGAUGCUGCAGCUCAUUCUGAGGUACCUGAUCCCGUGUAAUCACAUGAUGUUGAGUCAGAGGCGUGUGGUGAGGGAGAGGGACUGCUACUCUGUGUCAGCAGCCAGGUUCCUGGCAUUGACGCCAUCCUGCUGCUCGCCUGAACAUAGCCCCCCGCCCCUCAGACAGCUCGACUCCAUCCUCUGGUACAAAGGUGCUGAAAAUCCCAACAACCCUGGUCCCACAGAAGAGAAAGACUGUGUCCUGGAAGGAGACGGCUCAGGUAACUCCUGUGUCAUCGGCUCGGAAAUCUACCUGGAUGUUAGUUACCUCCAUUACCUGUACGAUGCCCGUCUGAGCAUCAGCGGCUGCCUGCGGGCCUGCCAGGUUUGGUCAGCCCUGUACGAUGGCGAAGACCCCCCUCCUGAGAUGUACCAGCCGGGGGUGCUUGAGGAAUCAGGACUCAAGAGUCUGCCGGCCAUCCCAGCAAUCAGAAAUGUUCCACAGCAGCUGGUAAAGCGUAUUCAGCCCUGUCUGUCCUCCAACACGCCCCUGCAGGAGCUGGAGUGGGACGAUAGUUAUGACGCGUGCCCGGUCCAGGCCGCAGAGGAUGAACGCAAAUCUCCGCACACGGUGGCGGAGCCCCCGAAACACAUCCAAGAGAUGAGGAGAACAGCCAUCAUGCUCGUAAAAGGUUCUUACAUUGAGGAGUCUGAAUUCCAGGACGAUGUCUUGGUUUACGACCUUGUUGCCAAGAAGAACACCAAAGAGGUCAAUCGUGGAAUGCACAAUCCUGGAGGGGUGGAGUCUGAGGGAACCCGACCGGACUCUGCCGACGUUCCCUUGAAACACAGACUACCGCACCCAGUUUCCCCCGCAGGUGAUAAUGGCAAGAAUAGUUUGGACAAAAAGACCAGCGGGGCGGCCGAGUUGGGUGAUGACCUUUUGUCUCAGUAUGAGGAGCUCAUUCGGACACUGGACGCCAAUGCAGGUAGAAAACCAGCGAAAGCUGAUGGAGAUCCACAGAAGCCCAUCGCAGCUAUGGAAGAGGAGGAGGAGGAGGAGGAGAUGGAUUUCACCUCCUUCUCUGCAGACACACCGGAGCCAGAGAAAGUGCAAAUACCAUUUGGAACCAAGGUUCGUGCUGGAAGUCGAAGCCAUUCGGUGCCUUUUACAGGUCCAUUUGUCAGUGUGCUCUUGUCCCGUCUGGAGAACAUGUUGUCCAACUCGCUUCACGUUAAUUUGCUGUUGACGGGUAUUUUGGCCCAGCUGGCAGCCUACCCUCAACCUCUGCUGCGUUCCUUCUUCCUCAACACCAACAUGGUCUUCCAGCCGACCGUUCGAUCCCUGUACCAGGUACUUGCCACUGUGAAGAACCAGAUAGAGCAGCUGGCUGCGAGCACAAAGGACUUUCCAGAGCUGAUCACUGCCGCCCAACACUGGCUGCUGGCCAGAGAGACUUUGUUCAGAGCAGCAGACAAAAGUGGCGGCGGUCACAGAGGCUCCGCUCACAGCGAGUCAGGACGGAUCUUGAGGAGUUCACCCCCACCUAAACCCAAAGCCAUCUCUCUGGAUCGGACAGACGUUUUCGCUACCGUCCUCUUCACAGAGUUCCUCAAAGAGUUGGCUGCCAUUGCACAAGAGCACUCCAUUUUAUCGUACAUUCCUAUGGAAGAGUAACGGCGUCCCAGCAGACCUCUGUGAUGUGUCCGAGCUCAACUUCUUAAGACUUCAAAGCACAACUUUAUAAGGAAUCUUCUUAUAUCCAAUGAUUUUCUAUACAACUAUUUUAAAAAUGACAGAGUAUUUAUUUUCUGAACAAUCAAUUUCAUGUACUUUUUAAAAAAUUUUCCAGGCAUUCAGAUUUUUUUAUUUUUUGGCUGGAAAGUUGUGACCCAUUUUCUGAAACCUGUACCAGCAGAUAAUAAUCCUCCUGAGUGGGCAGCUCCAUGCCACCAACCAAAGAUGGCAGAGAAUGAUUUUAAGUUGCACAGCAGCUUUUAGCGAUUAACUCAGCUAAAUUAUGUGCAAUUUGUCUUCAUGCAAGCCUUCCGAUCCUCCUGGUCAUCGUGGUUCCGCCCUAUUCUGAAUGUUUUCUUCUUAUUUCUAGGAACCAUAACUGAGCAGCGUUUGUGUAUUUUUACAAUUUUGCUUUUGAGCUGGCAGCAGAAAAAUCUAAUUUUCUAUCGUAAAGAUGCAUCAAACUGAUCUUGUUCUUUAGCCUCACGCGACUGUUAUGUGACCAGAGGUGAAAGGUUUCCAGGAAUUAGCAGAUUUCCAAACCUAUACGUUUAUUGUAUAUUGUGAUGUUGAUAUGGCGUGUUUCACAUAUGUGUAGUUAACGUUAGCAUAUGCUAACUGCAACACUGAGGGUGUUUUUGCAUUUUCACUGCAAAAUAUAUGAUGUGUAUCUUCUCUGUGCAGAGAAAAUCUUAUCCAGAGGAAAGAAAUGCGCACCGCAGAGGCACACGGUAGUGUUAAAAGUUUUUGACCUUUGACCGCAUAAAUCUGGCAACCUCUGUAAAAUACAGCCAAUGAGAGUAGAGAUGAGACGGUACGCCAGAGGACAGGCUAAUGUUAACAACAUCUGUGUCAAAAUUAGUUUCCAAUCAACACAGACUUAAAAAAAACAAACAAACAAACCUUGACGGAGAAAUGUCAGUUUUCAAAUGCAGUUUUCCAGUUUGUUAUAAAUGUAAAAUAAGUGCAGUUAUGCUAAUAGCAUGGCUAAGAACAGAUUGCAGUAGGGUGUUGGUUUCCACUCUUGCGCUGCUGUACGCCAUGUAUUGCUUGUGGCCAAUGAAGAGUUAUUGGUGAUGAAAUAAAGUGGAGGCUUUUUGAUGUACCAGGUUGCACCCCAGCCAACGUUUAACAGUAGCUCGUCUCCUUUUAAAUCAAGAAACAAACUAAUUUGAGCACAUAAAACCUUUGUGUUCUUCUUCUGGGUUUGUUCUACGCUGCUUUAUCUGGUUUUAUAUGUGGGAUCACCCCCAGUGUCAAAUGUAAUAGGUAUUAGCCACAGAACUGUUUAUGUACGCGUACACUGGUCUAGAAGACACCAGUGUGCAGCAGUGCAAAAAUAAAAACCAUAUUUACCUACAGGACCUCACUAGUAUUUUGCUUGAAUACUAUUAUAUUAAUUUAAUAUAAACCUUACAUGAUAUACAUAAUAUUUGUCAAGGUAUAAGGAAGUGUGAUAAUUGGUACAGGAGUACGCUCCACAUUCAUAUUUGGGUAAUUCCUGGAAAACUUUCAUGUGAUUAAAACGGCUUGUUUUUGUUGUUAAAUUUCUCACCUGAGAUGUCCUUUAACAAUGUCAUUAAUAUUUUUCUUCUAACUCAUAAUGGUACCUCGGGAGAUUUUUAGUGCACAAUCUCUUACCAGUCCUUUAAACAGCCUUGAGUUGAGAAAUGCACAAUACACUACUAUCUCAAAACAUCAAUAUCUAUAUAAUAACUAAUGUUCUCAUUCUGUAAAACUCUACAGAUCAAUGCAUCAAAAAAAACAAAAAACAUUUGCCUUACUUCAUGUUUUUGUAAUGUACAUAUUGUAAGAAGACGUUUAAUGGCCUUCAGAAUUAUGCAAAUUCAGCAUAUUUUAAGGGUGUAGUUAAGUUUUGCAUUGUGUAUUGUCCAAAUGGGAAUGGUUCUGAUUUUUAUUUUAUAGUUUAUAUUGCCAUGUUUUCUUUACAAUAGUUUUUAGUUGUCAUGGAUUUUCAUUAUAUUCUGUGGAGGCAUUGUGUUUUGUGGUGUUUUUAGUGAGUUUGGCUUACUGCUGUUCACAGAAUUGUAAUUUUACUUCUGUUCAAAUGUAUGGAGGGUAAUCGUUCUUAAAUUAUUUCUAUAAUCAUAGGAGUCCAGCUGAGCUAUUACACGUGGGUUUCUGGUAUGUUUUAAGAUAUUUCCCGAUGAGAUAUUAAAUGAAUUCUUCAGAAAGGAAAUACUUUCACUGCAAAACACGAAAUCUUGCCAAAACAUAUGCAUAUGUGUAAUUCAUAGUCUAAAUAUCAAAUAUGCACUUAAUAUAAGACAAAAUCACUGAAGUAAAAUUUCAGUAAGAUAAAGGACUUAAGAUAAUACUCGUACAUCUUAAAAAACUUAAGUGAAAGAAUCUUGGAAAUAAAGAUCAAAAUGUUUCCUCAGCUAACUUCAAAGCCUUAUUUUGAGUACAGUAUUUUGCAUCUCUAAAAACAAGUAAUUAUUCACAACUGCAAGUUUUGCUUGUCAAGAGAAAUUGCUGUGCGUCUAUGACAAAACCUUCCACAUCCUAAAAUUCUCUCAAAAUUUAAAUUUAUAUUCAUUUAUAUACAGUAAUACCUGCCAAAAUAAAUAUAUAGAUGAAUAAAACCAUGCAUUUCUGAUACAUUUCCUACUUGAAACCCAAAAUUUUGUAAAAACAAAAAAUAUAACAGAAGUCCUAAAAUGCUCAUAUCGCCCUCUAGAUGGUGACAAAAGCUGCUCAAAUAUGCGCCUGCUUAUUCGACAAGUUAACUUUUGGUGAAAAUAAGAUGGACUGACUGCCAAAAAUAAACUUACAGUUGUCCUUUUUGCCCUUAUGGCCAAUUAACUUGUAUCUAAUUGAAAUUUUGCAUGUGACUUUGUCUUGCAGGAAGUUAGAUUUGAUUUUUGAUGAAAAAUUAGACAAAUACACUUGGUAAGAUAAUUGCAUUUUUUGCAGACUUUAAAUUGUUGCCUAAACUUUUUUGUUCAACGUUUUGCAUGUUUGAUAGCAGGUAUGAAUGGCAGUAAUACAAAACUAUCAAUUUCCAUUUU
Thalassophryne amazonica is the source of this 6309-nucleotide messenger RNA. RefSeq names its product family with sequence similarity 160 member A1a (gene fam160a1a). The coding region runs from base 302 to 3217 and encodes 971 amino acids. The transcript has 13 exons. The record is from RefSeq and is a predicted model, not a curated record. NCBI's taxonomy places the organism in Eukaryota, Metazoa, Chordata, Actinopteri, Batrachoidiformes, Batrachoididae.